Messenger RNA from Ochotona curzoniae (black-lipped pika), 1539 nucleotides. RefSeq names its product gap junction protein alpha 10 (gene GJA10). Gene Ontology annotation, biological process: cell communication. NCBI's taxonomy places the organism in Eukaryota, Metazoa, Chordata, Mammalia, Lagomorpha, Ochotonidae. Gene Ontology annotation, cellular component: connexin complex. The record is from RefSeq and is a predicted model, not a curated record.
AUGGGGGAUUGGAACCUAUUGGGUGGCAUCCUAGAGGAAGUCCACUCCCACUCAACCAUAGUGGGGAAAAUCUGGCUGACCAUCCUCUUCAUCUUCCGAAUGCUGGUUCUUGGUGUGGCUGCUGAGGAUGUCUGGGAUGAUGAGCAGUCAGCAUUUGCCUGCAACACACAGCAGCCAGGCUGCAACAAUAUCUGUUAUGAUGAUGCUUUCCCUAUCUCUUUGAUCAGGUUCUGGGUUUUACAAAUCAUCUUCGUGUCUUCUCCUUCACUCGUGUAUAUGGGCCAUGCACUUUACAGACUCAGAGACUUUGAGAAAGAGAGGCAAAGGAAGAAGUCAUACCUCAGAGCCCAGAUUGAGAAUCCAGAACUUAACAUAGAAGAGCAGCAAAGGAUAGAGAGGGAACUGAGGAGGUUGGAAGAACAGAAGAGGAUCCAUAAAGUCCCUCUGAAAGGAUGUCUACUGCGCACUUAUGUCUUACACAUCUUGACCAGAUCUGUGUUGGAAGUAGGGUUUAUGAUAGGCCAAUAUAUUCUCUAUGGGUUUCAAAUGUAUCCCCUUUACAAGUGUACUCAACCUCCUUGCCCCAAUGCAGUGGACUGCUUUGUAUCUAGGCCCACGGAGAAGACCAUUUUCAUGCUCUUUAUGCACAGCAUUGCAGCCAUCUCCUUGCUACUCAAUAUACUGGAAAUAUUUCAUCUAGGUGUCAGGAAAAUAAUGAAGGCACUUUAUGAGAAAUCCAGCAGUGAGUGUGUUGAGAAUGAAAGAGGCCCUCCAUUCCAGUUGAGGAAAUAUUCAGUGGCUCAGCAGUGUAUGAUUUGCUCUUCCUUGCCAGAAAGAAUCUCUUUACUUCAAGCCAAUAACCAGCAGCAAGGAAUCCGAGUCAAUGUUCCAAAGUCUAAAGCCAUGUGGCAAAUCCCACAGCCCAGGCAAUCUGAGGCAGAUUCUUCCUUUAGCAAGAAAGAGUGGGCUGAGAAGGAACAGCACAACGGACAGCUCCAUGUCCAUAGCCCUUGUCCCCAUGAGGCCAGGCCCAGAAUUCAGCACCUGGGACAGCAACCAGACCAUUCCUCCUUUGCCCUACGGAAUACAGCUACCCAGUCUUGGCCAGAUACAACAACUGCCUCGAGACACUGUCCAGUCUAUGCAGCAGGGACCUGGAAGCAGCCCCAGGACGUGGAGCCCUCAGGCGAGCCUGCCACAGAUUUGCACAGCUACUGCCGAGACAGUGACAGCAGUGUGAAAGAGAGUGGGGGCUGGGUGGACAAACCACAUCCAGGCAGCCGCAAGGCCAGCUUUUUGUCUAGACUAUUGUCUGAAAAGGCACAGCUACAAAGUGACUUGGGAAGCUCAGGUUCUCAAAACAGCUCCUGUUUGAAUUUUUCACAUCGGGAGAACAGUUCCUCACCUGUGCUUUCCAUUACUGGGCACAAAACGUCAAUGGUAAGUAAAGAGGACCAACCGCUGAUCAUGGGACUGUCACAAGAGGUGUUCCACUCUGCCUGCCUUCUCCCUUUUCUCCUUCCUGGUUUGUGUGUUUAG